Molecule: messenger RNA, 972 nt
Organism: Penicillium crustosum
Lineage: Eukaryota; Fungi; Ascomycota; Eurotiomycetes; Eurotiales; Aspergillaceae
Exons: 1
Coding region: 1-972 (323 amino acids)
Source: RefSeq, a predicted model, not a curated record
AUGGCUUCUACAGACGCCAGCAGCGUUGCAACCUCCCUCAUUAACACCUACAGCGGAUCCGAUAUAGCCCGCUCAGGCAUAUUCGCCGCCUUUGCCGCGCUAGCCUGGUACAACGCCAUCGAACUCAUCAUCCUCUGUUUAUUCUCCUUCAAACGCUGGCACGGCAACUAUUUCUGGAGUCUACUCGUCUCCUCCUUCUGCAUCAUCCCGUACUGUCUCGGCUUCGUCCUCCUCUUCUUUCCAACGGGUGUUACACCAUGGCUAUGCAUGACCCUCGUCGUGCUGGGCUGGUAUGGCAUGAUCACCGGCCAGUCAGUUGUACUGUGGUCACGGCUGCAUCUCGUACUGCAGAAUAGGAAGCUGUUGCGGGGUGUGUUAUGGAUGAUCUGCGUCGAUGCUGUAAUAUUCCAGGUCCCGACUACGGUCUUUCUGUACGGGACUGUUGCACAUCCAGAGAGUCGCUGGGCCCGCGCAUACGAUAUCAUGGAGCGUGUUCAGCUGGUCGGUUUCUGCGUGCAGGAAUUGAUUAUUUCCAUGAUCUAUGUCUGGGAAACGGUGAAAUUGCUUCGUCUCAGACCCGGAGGUCGUCCACAGGGAAUUCUGAACCAGUUGCUGGUUAUCAAUAUCAUCAUUCUGAUAUUGGAUAUCUCCAUCGUCGUCAUCGAAUAUGUUGGCUAUUAUGCCGUGCAGGUUUUGUUCAAACCGGUCGCUUACAGUAUCAAGUUGAAGCUUGAAUAUGCUAUCCUUGGUAAGCUGAUCGCCAUCGCGCGCGGUGCCACCGAUAGUCAGCAUAUGGAAUCCUCCAGUGCGCGGGAUAUCACUGAAAUCACCUCCUUCCCGUCGAACCGGCCUAUGAAUCUGGAGUCGCCGAUGCGGGAUCGUCGACAGUACAGUCCGCCAUGGUUUUGGGAAGGGGGGAGCUCUGGUCAUUCUACAUCUACUUCAUCUUAUGUUCUGCGGAAUCCAUGCUAG